Penicillium angulare is the source of this 540-nucleotide messenger RNA. RefSeq lists its product as uncharacterized. The transcript has a single exon. The record is from RefSeq and is a predicted model, not a curated record. Lineage: Eukaryota; Fungi; Ascomycota; Eurotiomycetes; Eurotiales; Aspergillaceae. The coding region runs from base 1 to 540 and encodes 179 amino acids.
AUGGCUUCUUUCGUCUUUCGUCAUCCACCAACAGACCCGACAAAAACAUUAGUCCAUAUGCCAGGAUACCCGAUUGAGGCACCGCCAAUCUUCACAGCCGUCGCAUCCUCAAAUAAACAUGUCAUGGUUUAUGGAGGCUGGGGCGCUGGUCCCCAAGAUAUCAUUGGGAACUCCAAAAUUCACGUCGGCUGGUCGAAAAAGAAAUUCAACAUAAUCCUACGCGGACAUCCCUUGACUAUGAGGGUCGAUUCGAAUAACAACUUGGUCAUUGAAGAUUCACCUAUGGGGAAAAUCAAGUGGAAGCGCGACUGGAUGGGCAAGCUUUCGAAGAUGGAAUGCGCUGGCAGCGAGAUCGCAUCCCUUGGAACAGACCCUAUGACACAGGAGAAAACCUUGAGAAUCGCCCGAAGAGAUGAUAAUGGAUUUUUGGUUGAACUUGCUGUUAUUUCCUAUAUGGCAUACAGAGUGGAACAUGCAAAGGGAAUAGCCGACCUUGGUCAAGCAGGCGAGGUGUUCGGUGGGGCCAUGGGUGCUGCUUAG